Messenger RNA from Triticum turgidum subsp. durum (durum wheat), 303 nucleotides. The record is from the annotation of a GenBank genome assembly. Lineage: Eukaryota; Viridiplantae; Streptophyta; Magnoliopsida; Poales; Poaceae.
AUGGGGGCGGGAAUGAGGCGCGCGAGGGAGAAGGAGGUAUUGUUGCUCGCGCUUUCGCUGAGCACGGACUCCUCGACGUCGUCUUCCACGACGUCGGCCGACUCGGCCAGUGCGCCGGCCAUGAAAAGGACGCGGCGGGGAAGAGUGGUGGCGACGUCGGGAGAAGGGGAGUUCGUGUGCAGGACGUGCGGCCGCGCCUUCACGACGUUCCAGGCGCUCGGGGGCCACCGGACCAGCCACCUCCGGGGGCGCCACGGGCUGGAGCUCGGCGUCGGUGUCGCCAGGGCCAUCAAGAAGCGGUAG